Molecule: messenger RNA, 1050 nt
Organism: Octopus sinensis (East Asian common octopus)
Lineage: Eukaryota; Metazoa; Mollusca; Cephalopoda; Octopoda; Octopodidae
Product: transmembrane protein 128
Exons: 4
Coding region: 60-614 (184 amino acids)
Source: RefSeq, a predicted model, not a curated record
AUCAACGUGACUGCAGUCAGCUACCAAAACAAAUCGGAGCAAACUAGGAAAAGAGGAAAAUGACUGACAACCUGGAACCUGUAUCUGCAGAUUUGUAUCGUCGUCGUGUCCAGAAUGGCGAUCUUCGUAAACUUUCUGGGGUUGAUUGGAGUCGAGGUUCCCUGGCUUCACAGUUCCUACCUGAAGAGGCACAGAGACAAUUAGAUGAAAAGUAUAAAGAGAGCACAGAGAAAAAAUCUCCAUAUUCCAUCUGGAAUGUUAUGUGGUUGCUUACAGCUAUGGCAACAUUUUACUACACUGACUUCUAUCCAGCAUUACUCUAUGACACACGGAUAAACAGAUUCUGGCUCAAUCUUGGUGCUUUACUUAUUGGGGUGAAUAUUACAAUUGGUGCCUUCCUCAUCUUAUGGACUAGUUGCAUCAAGAAGAUAUCAUCCGAUGAAUGGGAAAGACAGUACCCAGCUGCUAUUCCAACUGCUACAGCUUCCUUUAUCCUUGGAGCUGUAUGUGUCACAAUUGGUCUUUGGCCAGUUUGGAGCAUCCUUACUCCAUUGAUCCUCUUCCUCAUUUUCAUGGGAUUUGUAGUUGUUGUUGCCGUGAUACCAAAUUUCUAAAACAUUGCCAGCCAUUCUCAGCAUUUAUUGGAGUAUCAUUCCAUGAAGGAGGACAUAUUUGUGGUAUGAGCAUCUUUACCCCGACAAAAAGAAAUCAGUACCUAGUGCCUUGGUGAAGUCUAAAAUCCCAUCGGAUUGAACCAUUAUUCUCCGAUGUGUGAUUUUUUUCCCUUGCCUACACUGGUGACAUUUACUGAAGUUCUAGGACCUGGUGUUGUUCACUUGACUCUUAAAGCAGUGUCUGUUAUCUAAUAUUGCCAGAGUUUUUCAUGAGUAUUUAUGAUCCAGCUUAGCAUCUGUUCUAUGUAACUGAAGUGUUCUUUGACUGAAUAGUAUCUAAAUAACCUUUGUGGUCAAUGAUUAUUUCCACCUCUAUAAACAUGUCUUAAAGUCAAGUUAAGGUGAUUAACCUGAUUAUUUCAUUAUCUGAAACUUU